Molecule: messenger RNA, 1992 nt
Organism: Aspergillus ruber CBS 135680
Lineage: Eukaryota; Fungi; Ascomycota; Eurotiomycetes; Eurotiales; Aspergillaceae
Product: putative metaphase-anaphase transition protein (Mlo2)
Exons: 4
Coding region: 263-1789 (508 amino acids)
Cellular component (GO): cytoplasm
Molecular function (GO): zinc ion binding; ubiquitin protein ligase activity
Source: RefSeq, a predicted model, not a curated record
CCAUGAUCGAAAAUAUAUAUUUAUUCAUCUUCAUUAAAUAUUAUUUUUUAAUUGCUACCGUUAGCCGAAGAUGUCGCCAUUCUGCAUUGCCCAAUCUGUACAUUUAGUUGUAGGAUAGGUAGGCGGUCCCAAUUGGCAUAAUCAUCCGGUAUGCAAACACUGCAAACAAAAAUACGGCGCGCUGAUAAGAGCCACUGUUUUGGGGAAUCUCUUGCGCUGCAAAGACAUCUAUCAUAGGCUUCCAUUGACCCCAAAAGCCGAUAUGGAUAACUCAGAAAGCGCCAGGACUGCUCGCGAUCAAGAGACGCCGAAGGUUGCAGAUGGAAUCGCAAUGCGUCGAGACAGCCUUGCUUCCCAUGAUUCUCGCACGGUUACCUCGGAAGAAUCCCACACAGCGAAAGAAUUCAUCGAGAAUCAACUACAGCUCGAAGCCGACGCGCGCGAAGCCCUUCCAUAUUCCUUCGACUCAUGCUCACAAGUUCUAGGCCCCCUCCGUCAAAGCCUCUUCGCUUGCCUUACCUGCAACCCGUCUACUAAACCCGACGAGUCGUAUACCCCCGCCGGCGUCUGCUACUCCUGCUCCAUCUCUUGUCAUGGCGAGCAUACCCUUGUUGAGCUAUUCGGCAAGAGAGACUUUGUCUGCGAUUGCGGAACUACUCGCCUCCCUCCUUCUGCUCCCUGUACGCUCAGAAAUGACCCGAGGACCGGCCGAAAGGGUGUCCAUUCGCAGGAUCCCGCGGCGAACAACAAAUACAACCAGAACUUCCAGAACAAGUUCUGUGGGUGCAGUGAAUCUUACGAUGCUGAUAAAGAGAAAGGAACUAUGUUCCAGUGUCUGGGUCUAGGUACGGUUGAGACGGGAGGCUGUGGAGAGGACUGGUGGCAUCCGGAGUGCAUCGUUGGUCUGCCCCGGGACUGGCAUAAGGCGCAAAAGAAGGAGGGAGAUGACAACGAAGAUGAGGAGCCGCCUUUGCCUCCGGGCUUCCCUGCGGAGGAUGAAUUUGAGACCUUCCUUUGCUACAAAUGUAUCGAGUCGAAUCCGUGGUUGAAGCGCUACGCUGGAACAGAUGGUUUUCUGCCUCCGAUUUAUUAUAAGGGUGGUCAAUUUAAGGUUCCUAAGGACGGCGAGUCUAGCAAGGAGGAUACGGCCAAUGCGCCACAAGAAAACGAAAGCAACUCAAAAAAGCGCAAGAUCGAGGACGACGAGGAUGAGCCAACAUCAAAGAAGCCAAAGGCCGAUGAGAGCAUUGCCGCAGACCCUGAGUCCAAGUUUGAGCACGAACUCGAACCCGAACCCAAACCAGAACAACCCACCAACAUACAUGACACCCUCCCCAAGGCCACACCCACCGGACCAUUCUCCCUCUUCCUCAAAGAAGACUUCCGCGACCAUUUCUGCCGCUGCCCUCAGUGCUACCCAGACCUCUCCAUUCACCGCCAACUCCGCGAAGAAGAAGAAACCUACGAACCCCCACUCUCAGAAGCCGACGACGAAGAACCCAACGGCGGCGGAAGUGCGGGUACCGGCUCCCUCCUCGACCGCGGCGAAGCAGCAUUCAGCAACAUGGACCGCGUGCGGGCUAUCGAGGGUGCAAUGGUCUACAACCACCUGCGCGAUAAGGUGAAGGAGUUCCUAGCGCCAUUUGCGGAGAGUGGGACUGCUGUUGGGGCGGAGGAUAUCAAGGAGUAUUUUGCGAAGUUAAGGGGUGAUCCUGCGGCGGCGACGAAUGAUGAUGGUGAGAGUAAUAGCAAUGAGGGUGGUAAUAGGCGUGAGCAAAGCGGAUAUUGAGGUGUUGUGUCGAGUUCUUUCUUAUUUGUAUUAUGGAGUAAUUAAUGUCGGACAGGGUUAGGUAUGUGUAUGACUAUGGGUAUUGGGGGAAAUGAUUCAAAGGCGCAACCGACGGAUGGUGUAUCAAUUAUGUUCAACUAAUUUGUAUUCGACGAGCCAUUGAACGAAAACCUCUAAAUGAACAAUAAUUUAUCAAGGAAUAU